This is a messenger RNA of Schizophyllum commune H4-8, 1031 nucleotides long. RefSeq names its product terpenoid cyclases/Protein prenyltransferase. Lineage: Eukaryota; Fungi; Basidiomycota; Agaricomycetes; Agaricales; Schizophyllaceae. The record is from RefSeq and is a predicted model, not a curated record. The transcript has 7 exons. Gene Ontology annotation, cellular component: Rab-protein geranylgeranyltransferase complex. Bases 24 to 1031 code for a protein of 335 amino acids. Gene Ontology annotation, molecular function: Rab geranylgeranyltransferase activity. Gene Ontology annotation, biological process: protein geranylgeranylation.
ACUGCUCACAUCUUGCUUCCAUCAUGGCUACCCCCCAGCCCCUUCUCACUGACCUGCAUGUGAAGUACAUCCAACGUCUGGGGAAGAGUAAAGAUGAUCUCGCGUACCAUCUCACUGCCCAUCUGCGGCUAAAUGCGAUCUACUGGGGCUUGACUGCGCUAUGUGUAAUGGGGAAGCCGGACGCGCUGGAAAGGGAUGAGCUUAUUGAGUUCGUCUUGUCAUGUUGGGAUGAGGAAGCAGGCGCGCUUGGCGCACAUCCGGACCACGACGCGCACAUGCUCUCGACCUUGAGCGGGAUACAGAUCCUGCUCGAGCUAGACGCGAUAGGAAGACUCGACGUCGACCGCGUCGUCAAAUUCAUCCUCUCCCUACAACAACCGUCCGGUGUCUUCGCUGGCGACCGCUUCGGCGAGAUUGACACGCGCUUCACAUACUGUGCCAUCAACGCCCUCUCCCUUCUGGGCCGCUUGGGCGACUGGCCUGAAGAGGCGCGCAAGCGCACUAUCAACUACAUCCGCGAGUGCCACAACUACGAUGGGGGAUUCGGCAACGUCGUCGGCGCCGAGAGCCAUGCUGCGCAGGUGUUCGUCUGCAUGGCGGCGUUGACAAUCUUGGACGCAGUGGACGAAGUGCUGUCACCAGACGAUCAGGAGACGGUGUCCUUCUGGUUGAGCGAGCGACAGCUGCCGAACGGUGGUCUGAACGGCCGACCAGAGAAGCUCGAGGACGUUUGUUACUCGUUCUGGGUACUCUCUGCCCUCGCCAUCCUCAACAAGCUGGAAUGGAUCGACCGGGAUAAGCUCGUUUCGUUUAUCUUGAGCGCGCAGGACACAACGAAGGGUGGAAUUGCAGAUAGACCCGAAGACGAGCCCGAUGUGUUCCACACGCAGUUCGGCGUCGCUGGCCUUUCUCUCCUUGGCUACCCCGGGCUUGCAGACCUCGACCCAGUAUACUGCAUGCCUGCCGCGCUGAUUGAGAAGAUGGGCCUCCGGAAGCGCUGGAAGGCAUUGCCUCGUCAAUCCACCGCUUAG